AUGACCCGGCUGAUGUUGGGCCGGACUUUGGAGCGCAUCUGUAAAGGCGUGCUGCUGCUAUGCCUGCUCCACUUCCUCAUUAUGAUGAUCCUGUAUUUCGACGUGUACACCCAGCGCUUCGACCUCUUCAGCCGCUUCAAUAACGGGCGCAAUGGAUCCAGGAAUAAUAUCAGCAGCACUGGACAUCAUUACUACUACUACAAUCUGACCAGGCCUAACGGAACAAUGGCCAGUUUCUUAGCGACGGGAGAGCAGCUCGGGUUAAGCACGCAACCAGAGACGAACCAGACGCCUUCGCCCAAACCUCUGCCCCCCUGCCCCGAGAUCCCUCCCGGACUGGGUGAGUGGAACACAUUUUAG
Molecule: messenger RNA, 360 nt
Organism: Knipowitschia caucasica
Lineage: Eukaryota; Metazoa; Chordata; Actinopteri; Gobiiformes; Gobiidae
Source: the annotation of a GenBank genome assembly